This is a messenger RNA of Saccharomyces mikatae IFO 1815, 546 nucleotides long. The record is from the annotation of a RefSeq genome assembly. Lineage: Eukaryota; Fungi; Ascomycota; Saccharomycetes; Saccharomycetales; Saccharomycetaceae.
AUGCCAAGAGUAGUUCUUGAAUCUCAUUCAAAGCCGACAGACUCGAUAUUUCUUCAACCAUGGAUAAAGGCAUUGGUUGAAGACAAUUCCGAACAUCAUCAAUACCAUCCUUCUGAUCAUGUAAUUCCUGUCCUGACCGAGCAGGAUUUGAAACUUCCACACAUGAGCGCAAAAAUCUUGACCAAUCCAUGCCAUUUCGCCAAAAUUACAAGAUUUUAUAAUGUUUGCGAUUAUAAGGUUUGUGCAUCUAUAAGAGAUUCUACACACCAAAUACUUGUUGAGUUUUCCCCAGAAUGCGUAUCUAAUUUUGAAAGGAUUCAUAACUGUCGGAUUACAGCUGAGACAGUCAAUUGCUUAAUGAUCAUUGGCGAUGCUAGCUUAAUCAAUGCAACAAGUAGUCGUGUAAAGUCCCAUUUCAAAAUCCGCUUAAGCAGUAUUUCAUCUAAUGACCUAGUACCUGUUCUUCAAAUCAAUCAAGUAACGAUAUUUGAUAUUGAUCAAGUCGGAUCCUUGAGUGCUUUCCCAUUUGUAUACAAAUAUUUAUAA